Messenger RNA from Ramularia collo-cygni, 1632 nucleotides. RefSeq lists its product as uncharacterized. The transcript has 3 exons. NCBI's taxonomy places the organism in Eukaryota, Fungi, Ascomycota, Dothideomycetes, Mycosphaerellales, Mycosphaerellaceae. Gene Ontology annotation, molecular function: FAD binding; oxidoreductase activity. The coding region runs from base 1 to 1632 and encodes 543 amino acids. The record is from RefSeq and is a predicted model, not a curated record.
AUGAAUAAACCAGACACUGCGCAAUGCAAAGCUGUCCAGGACGGAUACGUGGACGAAAUAGCGAUUGCAGGCUACUAUGGAGGUUUCGUAAACACAAAUUGGGCAACAUGCCAGGCCAAAGCACAGAGUUGCGGCCUCAACUACAAUUCUCCUUCGGACCCGACCUACUACUCCGCGYCCAAGAAUUGCUUGCAAGGCAGCGUGCCCACAUAUUACAUCGACGUGCGACAAGUCUCGGAUGUGCAAGCUGCACUGAAGUUCGCAGAUUCGACUGGCGUGCCUCUGGUCAUCAAGAACAGUGGUCACGAUUACAAGGGUCGAUCGAGUGGACCCAAUGCUCUUGGACUUUGGACCCACAACGUACAGCCUGCGAUCAAGCUGACACGAGACUUCACCCCUGAAGGCUGCUCAUCUCCCGCAGGGGACGCUGUAACGCUUGGAGCAGGACAAGGCUUCGGCGGCCUGUACGAAUUUGCAGAGGCCAACAACAUCACUGUGGUAGGAGGAAGUUCCAAGACGGUCGGACCGGUGGGCGGAUGGAUUAGUGGAGGUGGACAUGGUGCUCUUUCGAACACACUUGGUCUUGGAGUGGACAACGUGAUGCAGAUCCGCACAGUCCUUCCCAAUGGCACAUAUGUCACGGCGAACAGGUGCCAGAACCAGGACUUGUUCUUUGCGCUACGCGGUGGUGGCGGAUCUACAUUCGGUGUCAACAUGGAAAUGACAACACGAGCUCACCCUCGAUUGGACCUGGAAGUCGCAUACAUCCGUUUCUUGUCAGCGGACCUUGACUCCGUCAACAAGCUCAUUAGACUCUGCACCGAGAACGGAGACAAAUGGGCCUCAGAGGGGUGGGGCGGCUAUAUCGCUCCUGGCGCGCAAGGCAAGCUUGUCAGUGGAUUGAUCUUGAUGACCCCAAAACUCAGCCACGCAGAGGCAGUAGCCUCAAUGAAGCCACUCACAGACUACGUCGCCAGUCUCGGUCAACUGCCGCUGAACAACGAGGUCAACUCCGAGACAUCCUUCUACACAGCCUACGAGAAAUACAUCAGUCCCAACCAAGAGCACGUCGGAUUGGGAGUCGCCAUCGGUUCAAGAUUCAUCCCUCGAGGAAUGCUCAAGACUGCUGCUGGCCAGAAAUCCGUCGCGGCCGCUAUGCAGAAGGCUCUCAACAUGGUCGUACCGCUCACCGCAGCAAACCCACUCGAUCUCCGCGCGUUKACCUAUGGGGCGCCCUUCCAAAUCCUUUUGACGACUCCAAGUAGUUAUGCGGGCGACGGCUCCUCUGCUUUGACACCCGCAUGGUAUGGCGAUAACGGUGCCGCCUGGCACGUUGUAUUGGGAGCGGGAUUUGCCAACGACGCGGAUGCUCAGACCAUUUCCAAUGCCUUCAAGACCGCGAAUGCUGCAGCGCAAGUUUUGAGGGAUGUGGCUCCUAAUUCUGGAGCAUACCAGAACGAAGCUGAUAUUUAUGAGCCGGAGCCCAUUGAUAGUUAUUGGGGACAGGCUAAUUAUGAUCGGCUGUUGAGUUUGAAGCAAAGUGUGGAUCCGAAGAAUGUUUUGACGUGUUGGGGAUGUAUUGGAUGGGAUAAGAGUGAUGCGAGGUAUGGGUGCUAUCCUAGUAUUUCAUGA